Molecule: messenger RNA, 13413 nt
Organism: Gadus macrocephalus (Pacific cod)
Lineage: Eukaryota; Metazoa; Chordata; Actinopteri; Gadiformes; Gadidae
Product: titin
Exons: 27
Coding region: 436-10602 (3388 amino acids)
Source: RefSeq, a predicted model, not a curated record
CAAAGUUCCCCUGUGCUUUACUCGCUCAGCUCGCCUCUCUCCUCCCCCGAUUUGGUCUCCCUUUCCCUCAUCAACCCCCAGACCCCCGUCUUCAAUGCUGCCUCUUUGGCAGCACCAAAUCCCUAGCUUUCUGUAAACUCAUUGAUACUGCCAUUAUAGUCUUCGAUCCCUACCUCUUCCUCUUCUCUUCCUUUCCUUUUUUCCUUGAAACAUUCAGCCGGUGGAUUUUAUGGGUCGGAAAAACGGACGGGUUCCCGCUCUCGUCCCAAGGAAAUGGAAUAAAUUAUCUUUACUCUGGGUCGAACAUUUAUCAACAAGUGGAUGCUGAUUGGAUUCACUGAUAAGAUUUGCAUAUAUCCGAGACCAGAGAGAUCUCCUCUGUAAAUGCGUCUGCCACAAACCCAAGAAUUGCAACAGAAAUAACUUUUUAUCACUAUGGCUGAAGCCAGGGGUGCGGGAGCUGUGGCCCCUCCUGCAGCCUCUGUCCGGCCCCGUGGUCUGGGUCUGCUGGGAACGCUGAGGGUCUCCGUGGAGCUGGUGGUGGCUCUUGUGGCGCUCAUCUCCUGGGGGGUCGUGGGGGUUGUGAUGUUCGACUUUGUAGAACAUCAGGCUGUUCCAGACAUACAGGAGAUUAUGCUGAAUCCCAUACAAUCUGUUAACAAUGCCGUCGAUGAAGUUUCAAGCCUCUUCUUUAAAGUUCAAGAGUGUUCACCGGAUUUAAGUGACCCAAUGUCGGUAGCAAAUUAUGCAACGGAAGAAAUGGCAGAAGUCAAGGACACAGUCUUUCAACAGUUUUCUGAUAAAGAUGGAAACUUCUACCUGAGCUACGUUGACCCGGUUAUCAUUGGACGAAGCUUCUUCCAUUCUACGAAUGAUUACCUGUGUGAAAACAUAUGCUGCUUUAAGGACUUGUUCUGUACACUGUUGGAUGUCAUACUAGACACUUUAACCAACAUCAAUGCAGGAAAAGCGGACCUUAGCACCGUUGACCCUGUGGUCGUUGGCAGAGGCGUCUUCGCAGCUUCUAACGACCUAACGAAUGGCGUGCUUAGCUACGUCCAGGGUAUGCUCUGCGCUAUGGUGGACACUAUCCUGGGUGUAGGGAAAGGGGCCACAGACCUUAGCUUCACUGACCCUUUGGUCGUAAUCAGGGAUUCCUUCCAUGUUGCCGACAAAUCUAUAGGUGGAGUAGUGAGUUAUGCCCAGGAUGGACUGUGUGAUGUCCUAGAUAGCAUACUGGACAUGACAAAAGGAACCGCUGACCUUAGCUUCAUUGACCCUGUGGUGGUGGGCAGGGAUGUCUUCACUGUUACUAUGGGCUUCGUAGACGGAUUAGUAGGCUACAUUCAGGACAUGCUGUGCACUGUUUUGGAUACAGUUUUGGAAACCGUCAAAGGUAUCCAGGAGGCCAUGGGAUUCAGUCCCAUGGAGGUGCUAAGCAGAAUAAAGGAGAUCAUCACUGGAGAGGUGAAGAUGCUUGUGGCCUACUUCUCCAACCUGCUGACGGAUGACCAAGGAAUCCUUCCUGAGGUAACAGUUGAUCCCAUGCAAGUGGUCACUGAUGUUUUGGUGGAAAUGACCGACAAGAAGGAGCUGUUUGUGGGUUAUAUGGCAAGCAUGAUCACUGGUGAUCAAGGUGAACCUGUAGUAACACCGCCGGUUGUAACUGAAGAAGAGAUCACUGACCACAAAGCCGAAACACUGACAGAAACAGAGCCAACCUUUGAAGAGCCCAUCAAGGAGGACCAAGAGGAAGAGGUUCAGGCCCUCGAAGCCGAGGAAAAGGGAGAGGAAGGAGAUGAUGCAACAGAGGAGGAGGAAGAAGAGGCACUUAAGGAAAUCCUGCUUAAUGAAGAUGAGGCUGAGGAACAUUUCAAAACCGAGGAGAUGACAGAGCAGGAGGAAGCAGAUGACGAUGAGACGGACAUGGAGGAGGAGGAGGCUAGGGGGGAAGAGGAAGUGGAUGACGACGAGGAGAAGCAGACUGGUAGUGUGGCAUAUGAGAUAGGGGAACUGAAAGAAGAGGCAGAGAAAUUGGAGAAAAAUGCAUUAGAUGAGGAAGAGGUAGAUCUAGAAGAGGAAGCCAGGGAGGAAGAGGAUCUCCUGGAGGAGGAGGAGAAAGAGGAGGUUCUUUUAGAGGAGGUUCUCCUAGAGCAGGACACAGAGGAGGAGGAGGUUGUCCUGGAGAAGGAGGACAGAGAGGAAGAGGAUGAUCUAGAUCAGGAGGAGAAUGAGGAGGUUAUCUUGGACGAAGAGGAGGUUGAGGAGGUUCUCUUAGAUGAGGAGUUGGAGGAGAAGGCGGAUCUCUUAGACGAGGAGUUGGAGAAUGUAGAAUUUCGCUUAAAGGAGGGGGAAGAGAAUUUUCUCUUUGCUGAAGACUGGGAGGAUGAAGAAGAUUUCUUAGAGGAGGAGUUGGAAAAAGAAGAGUUUAUCUUAGAGGAGGAGGAGAAGAAGGAGGUCCUCUUCGAUAAAGAAUGGGAGGAUGAAGAUCUCUUAGAGGAUGAGUUGAAGAAAGAAGAGUCUAUCUUGGAGGAGGAGGAGGUUCUCUUUGAUGAGGAGUGGGAGGAUAAGGAUCUCUUAGAGGAGGAGAUUGAGAAAGAAGAGGAUCGCUUAAAUGAUGAUGGCAGGGAGGAUGAUGAGAAACUCUUAGAGGAAGAGAGAGACGAGAUUCAGACAGAUGAGGACCUUCAAGAAAAGAAGGAGAGCGAGAAAGAGGAUGAUCUCCUAGAGGAGAUGAAGGAUGAAUUUGAAGAGGGAGAUGCAUCAAAACUAGACAAAUUAGAGGAAGACGAAGGAGAGGAGCUUGGAUUAGAGGAGGGGAUCCAAUCAGAACAAUUAGAACUGGAGGACCUCAAGACAGAGGAGGAGGUCUUAGAGGCUGAGGUAAUGGUGGAGAUAGAUGAGGACCUUGAGUUCGAUUCUGAAGACCAACCGACUCAAGAUGGAGACACAAAUGAGCAUCUAGAUGAUGAUAAAGUAGACCUCAAUGAAGAAGGGAAGGCCACACAUCUGACUUCUCUUGACGAAGAAGAGACAGCCUCUUACACCAAGACGGAUGAAACUGAAGAACUUCAUACCGAAAAAGACCUUUCUGAGGAUGAAGAGGCAGAUGACAUCGACAUGAGAGAUGAAAAUGUAAGCGCUUAUCAAGAUCAAUAUGUAGAAAAUGUUGUACCUGUUGAACCAAAGCAACAGGAGGAAGGAGACUACAUCAUCGAUGAAGCUGUCAUUACUGGGGAGGGGGAGGAACACAGAGAGGAUGACAAAAAGGAGGAAGAAGAUGAAAUGCUUGUUGAGCACCUCCAUCUUGAAAUCCUGAGUGCAGAACAGCCUUUCACUUUCGAUGCAGUGUCCGAAGUAAUCAGUGAAGAUGUGCAAAAGAUCUCGACUCCACCACCAUUCUCUGACCAAGAUGAUGUGUCCGACGACGUCGACGAGAACAACAACAACAGCAGUGAAAGCACGAAAGCGGAACCGAGGAGAAGGAAGAAGGUUUACGUUCGUUCUAAUGAGACCAGAAGGAUAGGAUUCAUGGCAAUGUUCAAAGCCUCAAGUCUCAAGAACAAAGAUCGACUGGACCAGAAAGAUGUAAAAGAAGAAAAAACAACACUUUCCAAACAAAAGCUUUCCAAGGAAGAGAAGAAGUGGAAGAAAUCAUCUAAAGAAGCUGAGGAACCACAAACACCAUCCAAAAGAGAUGAAGAAAUAAUGAAACCUUCUGAAGAACAAAAACAAAUGAAGGUACUAAGAACCGAUGCAAAAGAACCAUCUAAAUCUAUCAUCAAAUCUAAAGAUAAAACAGAACCAAAGGCACUGUCUAAGGAAAAGGAAAACAUUAAGAAACAAUCAAAGGGUGUGAAGAAACUACAGAAGCCCUCUGGGGAAGAAAUUGUAUUGAAGAAACUUGCAAAGGUAGAAAAAGUAGCUCAGAAACCAACAAAACAUGAUAUGGAACCACAAAAGCUUUCUGAUGAAGAAAAAUACACGAAGAAACCUUCAGGUGAAAUAACUAAGCCAAAGACUCUGACUGAGGAAGGCGACAAAGCUAAUAAAACAGAUACACCGUCCAAAAAGGGGAAAGGCCCAAAGAAGUCUUUAAAGGAAGAAAAUGUGACGAAAUCUUCAAAGGUAGAAAGGGUGCAAAUAAAACCAUCCAAGGAGGAUGAAGUGAAGAAACAAGCAAAGGUAAAGGGACUUUUGAAGGUUAAAGAAGAAGUGAAAAAAACAUCUCAAAAAGAGAAGGAUGAGAAGAAGCCCUCUAAAGAAAAGACUGAAAUAAAGAGACCUGAGCAAAAAUCUACAUCUGAGGAAAUGGACCAGGUUGAGAAAAGAGGUAAAGAUAAAAUAGAUUCACAGAAACCACUUGAGGAAGAGAAAGAACCAAAAAUGCCUUUAAAGAAAAGCACUAAACAACAUUCUGAAAAAGUUAAGACAUUAAUAAAACCAUCUAAAGAAGAAAAGGAAAUGAAGAAACCCUCUAAAAAAGAAGAGGUUUCAGAGAAGACUUCUGACAAGGGAAAAGUUCUGGAAGUGAAGAAGCCUUCCAAGGAAAUUAAAGAACUACCCAAGUCUCAUAAGGACGGAUACGACACACAAUCUUCUAAAGAGGAGAGAGAACCAUUUAAAUCAUUGAAAGAAGAGCCAAAACAACAGAAACCUUCUAAAGAGAAGGAAGUGAAGAAACCUUUGAAGGACAAAAAAGGGGAAACUGUGCCUUCCAAGGAAGAGCUGGAGAAGCCCUCUGAAAAGAAGGAGAAAGGGAAAUCUGAAGUAGAAACCAAACCUUCAAAAGAUGCAAAAAGUCCACCACCAAAAUCCUCCAAAGAGGAGAAAGAAAAAACUGUGCCAUCAAGGAGAGAAAAAGAUGUCAAAGAGGUCAAGGAAUCAAAGAAAACUCCUGGAACCAAGACAGUUAUAGAACUCCAUAAAGAACAGAAGGGAAUUAGGAGACCUCUGGUAGAAACCAAACCAUCUAGAGGUGGCAAGGAAGCAAAGGAACGAUCUGGAAAAGACAAAGGACCAGAGAAGAAAGAAAAUUAUGUGAAGAAGCCAUCUAAAGCAGAGAAACAGUCUGGCAAACAUUCUGAGGAAAAACUACAAAUCCUAUCUAAGAUAGAGGUAAUAAAUGAAACUACCAAAAAGGAAAAUCUAACUGUAUCUGCUAAGGAGCAGAAAUACCUUAAGAAACACUCUAAGGAAGAACCAAAGAAACUUCCUGAAAAAGAGAAAGUAAGAAAGCCUUCCAAGGAACUAUCCAAGCAAGAGGAACAUUUGGAAAAACCUUUAAAGGAAAAGGAAAUAAAUAAAUCAUCUGAAGCCAAAACUAAAGCGUCCCAGGAGGCAAAGAAAUCGCCCAAACUCACAGUACGGGAAAAAGAAACAAGGAAAUUAAUCAAAUUGCUGAAGGAAUUUACUCAAGAAGAGGAAGUGAUAAAGCAAAAUAAGCCUUCUAAAGGACAAACAGUACAGGCGGUUCUUCUUAAGGAAGAUAAAAAGGCAAAGAAACUUCUGGAAAAACCUGAGGCAAAGAAACCACUUAAGGAAAAGGAAACAUUAAAGAAACCAUCCAAAGAAGUAAGGGAAUCGAUGGCACCCUCUAAAGAAGAAAUUAAAUCAGAGGUUUCAAAAGUGGAAAAACAUGCCAAGGAACAACCUAAAACACAAAAAGCAAAAAGAACAUCUAAAGAUGAGAAACAGCCUGAGAAACCAUCUAAGGAAUUCAAGGAAACAAAGACAACUCCUGAAGACGAGAGAGUUAAGAAAACACCUAAAAAACAGCAGGGGCUUAAGAAACCUGAAGUAGAAACAAAACCAUCUAAAGGUGCCAAGGAAGCAAAAGAACUCUUUAGAAAGAUAGUGUUAAAAAGGGUCCCUUCCAAAGAGGAAAAUGUAACUGUAUCCUCUAACGUGCAGAAAGACCUAAAGAAAAACUCUACAGUAGAACCAAAGAAACUCCCUGUAAAAGAGAAAGAAAGAAAGCAGUCCAAAGAAGAGGCUCUUCCUUCUAAGGAAGAUGAAGAAGCAAAGAAACACCUCAAAGAACCUGAGACAAGGAAACCACUUAAGGAAAAGAAAACCGUUAUGAAACAAUCAAAAGAAAUAAGGAAAUCAAAGGUACCGACUAAACUAGAAACUAGAUCAGAGAAUGUUUCAAAGGAUAAAAAACAAGCAACAGAACUUAAAGAACAAGAACUCACAAAAACACCAAAAGAAGAAAUCAAAACAGAGAAGGUUUCAAAGGAGGAAAAAACAGUGAAGAAACCUAAAGAACAAGAACCAACAAAACCAGUUCAAGAAGAAAUCAAAACAGAGAAGGUUUCAAAGGAGGAAAAACCAGUGAAGAAACCCAAAGAACAGGAACCAACAAAACCACUUAAAGAACAAAUCAAGAAAGAGAAGGCUUCGAAAUUGGAAAUACAGGUGAAGAAACAUAAAGAACAAGAACCAACUCUACCACCUAAAGAAGAAAUCAAGAAAGAGAAGGUUUCAAAGGAUGAGAAAGUAGUGAAGAAACCUAAAGAACAGGAACCAACAAAACCACCUAAAGAAGAAAUCAAAACAGAGAAGGUUUCAAAGAUGGAAAAAACUGUGAAGAAGUCUACAGAACAAGAACCAAUAAAACCACAGACAGAAGAAAUCAAAACAGAGAAGGUUUCAAAGGACGAAAAAACUGUGAAGAAAUCUAAAGAACUUGAACAAACAAAACCACUUAAAGAAGAAAUCAAGGCAGAGAAGGUUUCAAAGUUGGAAAUACAGGUGAAGAAACCUAAAGAACAGGAACCAACAAAACCAAUUAAAGAAGAAAUCAAGACAGAGAAGGUCUCAAAGGAGGAAAAACCAGUGAAGAAAUUUAAAGAACAAGAACCAACAAAACCAGUUAAAGAAGAAAUCAAAACAGAGAAGGUUUCAAAGUUGGAAAUACAGGUGAAGAAACCUAAAGAACAGGAACCAACAAAACCACCUAAAGAAAUAAAAACAGAGAAGGUUUCAAAGGAGGAAAAACCGGUGAAAAAACAACCCAAAGAACAAGAACCAACAAAACCAACUAAAGAAGAAAUCAAAACAGAGAAGGUUUCAAAGUUGGAAAAAACUGUGAAGAAGGCUACAGAACAAGAACCAAUAAAACCACAGAAAGAAGAAAUCAAAACAGAGAAGGUUUCAAAGUUGGAAAUACAGGUGAAGAAAUCUAAAGAACAAGAACCAGCAAAACCACUUAAAGAAGAAAUCAAAACAGAGAAGGUUUCAAAGGAGGAAAAACCAGUGAAGAAACCCAAAGAACAAGAACCAACAAAACCAUCUGAAGAAAUCCAAACUGAGAAGGUUUCAAAGGAAGAAAAACCAGUGAAGAAACCUAAAGAACAGGAACCAACAAAACCUCCUAAAGAAGAAAUAAAAACAGAGAAGGUUUCAAAGGAAGAAAAAACUGUGAAGAAAUCUAAAGAACUUGAACAACCAAAACCACUUAAGGAAGAAAUCAAGACAGAGAAGGUUUCAAAGUUGGAAAUACAGGUGAAGAAACCUAAAGAACAGGAACCAACAGAACCACCUAAAGAAAUAAAAACAGAGAAGGUUUCAAAGAUGGAAAAAACUGUGAAGAAGUCUACAGAACAAGAACCAAUAAAACCACAGAAAGAAGAAAUCAAAACAGAGAAGGUUUCAAAGUUGGAAAUACAGGUGAAGAAAUUUAAAGAACAAGAACCAGCAAAACCACUUAAAGAAGAAAUCAAGACAGAGAAGGUUCCAAAGUUGGAAAUACAGGUGAAGAAACCCAAAGAACAAGAACCAGCAAAACCACUUAAAGAAGAAAUCAAGAAAGAGAUGGUUUCAAAGGAGAAGAAAUCUGUGAAGAAACCUAAAGAAGAACCAACAAAACCACCUAAAGAAGAUAUCAAAACAGAGAACGUUUCAAAGUUAGAAAUACAGGUGAAGAACCCCAAAGAACAAGAACCAACAAAACCACUUAAAGAAAUCAAGACAGAGAAGGUUUCAAAGAUGGAAAAAACUGUGAAGAAACCUAAAGAACAGGAACCAACAAAACCAAUUAAAGAAGAAAUCAAGACAGAGAAGGUCUCGAAGGAAGAAAAACCAGUGAAGAAACACAAAGAAUACGAACCAACAAAACCAAUUAAAGAAGAAAUCAAGACAGAGAAGGUCUCAAAGGAGGAAAAACCAGUGAAGAAACCUAAAGAACAGGAAUCAACAAAACCAGUUAAAGAAGAAAUCAAGACAGAGGAGGUUUCAAAGUUGGAAAUACAAGUGAAGAAACCUAAAGAACAGGAACCAAUAAAACCACAGAAAGAAGAAAUCAAAACAGAGAAGGUUUCAAAGUUGGAAAUACAGGUGAAGAAAUCUAAAGAACAAGAACCAGCAAAACCAAUUAAAGAAGAAAUCAAGACAGAGAGGUUUUCAAAGGCGGAAAAACCAGUGAAGAAACACAAAGAACACGAACCAACAAAACCCCUUAAAGAAGAAAUCAAGACAGAGAAGGUCUCAAAGGAGGAAAAACCAGUGAAGAAACCUAAAGAACAGGAAUCAACAAAACCAGUUAAAGAAGAAAUCAAGAAAGAGAUGGUCUCAAAGGAGAAAAAAUCUGUGAAGAAACCUAAAGAAGAUCCAACAAAACCACCUAAAGAAGAAAUCAAAACAGAGAACGUUUCAAAGUUAGAAAUACAGGUGAAGAAACCUAAAGAACAAGAACCAACAAAACCACUUAAAGAAAUCAAGACAGAGAAGGUUUCAAAGAUCGAAAAAACUGUGAAGAAACCUAAAGAACAAGAACCAACAAAACCAAUUAAAGAAGAAAUCAAGACAGAGAAGGUCUCAAAGGAGGAAAAACCAGUGAAGAAAUUUAAAGAACCAGAACCAACAAAACCAGUUAAAGAAGAAAUCAAGACAGAGAAGGUUUCAAAGAUGGAAAAAACUGUGAAGAAACCUAAAGAACAGGAACCAACAAAACCAAUUAAAGAAGAAAUCAAGACCGAGAAGAUCUCAAAGGAGGAAAAACCAGUGAAGAAAUUUAAAGAACCAGAACCAACAAAACCAGUUAAAGAAGAAAUCAAGACAGAGAAGGUUUCAAAGAUGGAAAAAACAGUGAAGAAACCUAAAGAACAGGAACCAACAAAACCAAUUAAAGAAGAAAUCAAGACAGAGAAGGUCUCAAAGGAGGAAAAACCAGUGAAGAAACCUAAAGAACAGGAACCAACAAAACCAGUUAAAGAAGAAAUCAAGACAGAGAAGGUUUCAAAGUUGGAAAUACAGGUGAAGAAACCUAAAGAACCGGAACCAACAAAACCACCUAAAGAAAUAAAAACAGAGAAGGUUUCAAAGGAGGAAAAACCAGUGAAAAAACAACCCAAAGAACAAGAACAAACAAAACCAAUUAAAGUAGAAAUCAAAACAGAGAAGGUUUCAAAGGACAAAAAAACAGUAAAGAAAUCUAAAGAACAAGAACCAACAAAACCACCUAAAGAAGAAAUUAAGAUAGAGAAGGUUUCAACGUUGGAGGCAAAACCAGUGAAGAAAUCUAAAGAACAAGAACCAACAAAACCAUCUAAAGAAGAAACCAAGACAGAGAAGGUGUUGAAGGUGGAAAUACAGGUGAAGAAACCAAAAGAGCAAGAACCAACCAAGAAACCACCUAAAGAAGAAAUCAAAGACGAAAAGACACCAAAGAAACUUUCCAAAAAGGAGGCGGAAAAGCCUACCAAAGAUGUGGCAGUAGCAACAAAGUCCUCUAAAAUGGCAAUCCAACUCAAGAGGAUUGCUAAGGCAGAGGAGAAAUCAAUAAAACCAGGUCUUCUCAAAAAACCAGUCACUAAGACAGACGAUGAACCCAAGAAGUCUCCAAAGAUGAUUCGGGUUGUCAGGGAGACCAGAAUUAUAAAGGAGCAUCUCAAUGUUACAAAAACAGAAGAUGGACUGAAGAAGACGAUCAAGAUGGUCAAAGCUGACACAGAGGAAGCAGUCGCUGCCCCUAAAAAGUCUCACCUUAAUGUUACAAAAACAGAAGUGGAGAGUGCCAAGGAGCCAGAAGAACUUAAACACAAAGCCAAGCUAUCCAAGAAAGAUGCUGAGCUCACCAAAGACAAAUCCAAACCUGCUCAUACAAAGAAAGAUGCUGAAGCUGACAAAGAGAAUACAGCUUCUUUGAAGAAAGCAGAGAAAGAAAAGUCCAAAUCAGCCAUCCCCACAAAAGAAACUGGGGUUGUGAAGGAAAAGUCCAAAUCAAUGCCAUCAAAGAUAGAGGUUGAUUAUCUGCGCAAAAAUGCCACUCUAGAAAAGGAGCGGAUGAAGGCUAUGCAAUUGAAAAAAGAAGCACCAAAGAGGGCCAUACCCCCAGCAGCAAGGAAAUACACAGGGGACGAAAAACCGAAAAGGAAGACUACUACAAAGAAAGAGAAAAGGCGUCUUAAGGAGAAACAAAAGACAGCGACCAAGGGAAAAUCUGUUGAGAAGAAGACUGCAAAAGAAGAGAAAGCAAAGGUAGAACAGUCUUCAACAGACGACUACCUACUGGAAGAUGAGCCCUAUUUCCAGUGCUUCUUCGUGGACGAGGACGAAGCCCAGUUUCCUUUCUACGCCUUCUCGCCACUGCAGAUGUGAGACCCCGGACCUGCCUGGGAGAUUCAGGAGAAACCGGACAUACGCAACACACAACAACCAACUUAUCGGAACAAGAGGUCCACUGUUGAUCGAGAGGUUUACAGGUCGAUGAGUUGUAUGUUUACUAGUGUCGAGGCGAAGUCAUGACCACCGCUGUUGUAACAGCUUAUAGUCACCCAAAGUUGUUUAGGAAAGACCGCAAGACAACAGGUGACAGUUUACGUCAAGUGACGAGACAGUUCUAUAUUUUUCCAGUGUCAGUUGAGCUCUCGUAGCAAAUGCAGACCUGUGUCAUUCCCUUCUUUAUUUCUCAUUGUUUUCCAAUUACUCUUCUUAUAUAAUUUGUAUAUCCAUUAUUUUAAAUUUCAACAAUUGUUAUAAAUGGUAAACGCUGUUUGUUGAGCUUUUUUUUUUUUUUUAUAAUGGGACACGUGCAAAAAAAUUUAUUUUAUUUACUUAGGUUACUUGUUGACCUUAAUAUCUAAGCUUAAUAUCUAUUGCAUAGGGUAACUGGGUACAGAGAUAUAGGCCUACCACAUCAAGAUCAAGUGGUAGUUAUUUAUUAACUUGAAAAUGUGGCAGUGUUCCUGUUUUAGUACUAUUAACACUCAAGUGUUAAUCGUUUUUAAGUGUAAAUGUUAAUAUUUUAAGUAUUAAUAUUUUAUUUUAUAACUUUUAUAGACAGCAUUGACAGUUUUAAAUGCUGUUCUUGCUGUUAUUGUUAUGCCAAAUAAGCAGUUAUUUUAGUUAUUGAUAAUUCCAUUAUUGUAAAUAUUCAUUCAUGUUGGUGCUUGAAUAGCCAUAUUAUAUUCAAACCGUCUUCUAUGUCCUCUUAACCAGUAUAUAGAACAUUCAAAGGAAAAAUGUGUAAAAAGAGAAUAUUAUCUUUUGUAUCCCUCCUACUUCCAGACUUCUGUUUUAUAUUUAUUUUGGACUGAAAGGGAAUGACCAUGCACUGUUUCUACGAGAGCUCACUUGGCAGAUGCAGAACUGAGGUGUGGACAGUUCAGUGGACAAAUUGAUUCUAUGUAAAAUAUUUCACAAAAGCAGUGAAAGCUUAUAUAUAACAUAGCGAUGUUUGUAUUCCACAGACCCACCAAUACUACCUGAAUGACGUGUGUAUCUGUGUAUCAGUCAUAAGUUGAACAGCAUUGUAGACCUAAUGUUGGUUAAUGUUGAUUCACUUCUGAAUUGAAUUGUAGAUAUUCUUCACUGUUUAUUUGAGCAACUACCAUGAAGGUAUGAUUUAAUGUUCUAAAUAUUCUUCGAAGAGGGUCAACUUAUGUAAUGGACGUUUUGGGAUUUGGUGCUUCUCUUACUUCUAUGUAACUGAGUAUUUGUAUCUGCACUGGUUUGCAAUCAUGAAUUUAGCAACCUUGUUAAAUGGUAAUUUACAACGGGACAAAUUUGAAGCUAGGUGUCAAGAUAAUUUUUUGCUGUAACUUACAUCUAUUCUUUGCAAGACCAAAUGUUAUCAGUGACUUACAAUUGGUAACAUUUAUAAAAAUUCAGCACCUUUUUAGAUCAAUUGACAAUGGUUUUGUUCAGAAACGAUGAUAAAACUUUCUGGAAUGGAAGCUGCUCUUGUACAGUAAAGCCUAAAGUGUUAUUUUAUGAUAUUGCUAAUAGGUACAUAACCUAAAGAAAGCUCUGCUGAACAAAAUUAAAUAGUAUAUUAUACAUAAUUUAACAUAGAUAGAUAGCAUUUAAAUCACAUUAUUGCACUGUUGAAUUGCAAGCAUACAUUUACAGAAGAUAUAGCAUCAGGACAUAACUAAAUGUAUAUGAGGUCGGUUUAAGGCGUGUCUUUUUUUAAAUCUCAGAAAGAAAUUGAUGCUUGAUUGACAACCGGACCGGAAACCUGUAUGCCUCGUUAAAAUUAUAUUUAAGCUAUUUAACUAAAUCCUCCACUGGUGUGGAUGCACUUUAAGUUAUAUUAAGCAACUUACAUUUUCUUGUGCCAUCAUUUAUCUGGUUAGAUAUGUUGUUUCCAUAAUUGCUCUUUAAGUCCUGUUUUCUGAAAGAGAAGACCAGGGUCUCAGCCCGGGAAAAUGGUGCAUUAUAAUCUUUAGUAUGCUAUCUUGAAUUAUUUACAAAAACGAUGAGAGGAACAAUUUAGUCCUUCUCUUUCAGUACUGUGAAAUGUUAUUGAUUCUGAUAUGUUUUGCUCACUCAACCUCAUUAGGAGCUAGGGAUACAAGUUGUGGCCUAUCUUUUGAGUUUUUCCAAGGAUAACAAAUGGUUAUGUAUCUCCUAGUUCCUUUGACAAAGAUUUUUCUGAGUGUUGAUCUAAAAAACGAUUCACAUGAUUGCAUUGCAUCAGAUUGUUGAGUGACUGAUGUAAUUUAUUAUAUGGCUACAUGAUUAAUCAAUUCAGUUGGCUAGACCCUGAAGAAGGUUUAAACUGCAAGAUGAAUUCUGGAGAUCCUGAAUCGUUAAAGCAGUCCAUGAACCGUGCAUGGUGUGGUGAAUGUUUUAGGUGAUGUCACACCUAGUGAUUUGAUUUAUAUAAUUUCUAAUUAGGGCUAGAAUUAAAAAAUGGGUCCCUGACAUGUUAAACAACGACAAAAAUGUAUUGUCUCUUUAGAACUCACUUUGUAAAUAGUGAAAUUAAUGGACCCUAAUGUAUACAGUAUUUUCUGCAACCUGAUCCUUGAGAUUUGAGUGAUAAAAUCCCUAUAAUAAUCUACUUGAGCGUACAAAUUAGGAAAGAGUUAUUUGGUCAAGAAUUGACCGUACAACUCUACCAUAUAACUUUAACUACAAUGUAUGCAUAGAAGUCUUUGUCACAAAUAAAUACAAAUGCAAGUA